AUGGUCACCGAAAUCACCGGUCCCGAGCCGGCCGUGGUGGCUGACCUGCCAGGCCGGUCCAUGUUGGUCCUUUACGGCUCGGAGACCGGCAAUGCUCAGGAUAUUGCCGAAGAAAUUGGUCGCAAUGCCCAGCGUCUGCAUUUCAAGACCAAGGUUGAUGAGAUGAACGGAGCUCAGUUGAGCGUGUUGCUUCAAUACUCGAUGGUCAUAUUUGUCAUAUCAACGACGGGCCAAGGUGAUAUGCCUCGUAAUUCGAUUGCCUUUUGGAAAAGCCUUUUGAGGAAGAAGCUACCGCCUGGCUGCCUCGGCGCGGUGAAGUUCACGACAUUUGGACUUGGCGAUAGCCUAUACAUCAAAUUUAACUGGGCUGCUCGAAAGUUGCAUAAGCGGCUAGAGCAACUGGGUGCCGUAGAGUAUUAUCCACGAGGCGAAGCAGACGAGCAAGACUCGGAUGGAGCGGACGAAAGAUACAUGCCUUGGGCCGCAGACUUGCAAAAGCGCUUACUCGAGCUGUACCCCCUGCCAGAAGGGGUCUCUCCCAUCCCAGAGGGCGCUCUUCUACCCCCGAGGUACACCGUCGAGCUAGCCACGAGCACAGAGACACUACAAAAUGGAACCUCUGGCAGCAGUGGCGAGCAUAAGACAAACGGGCAUGUGGUAGAGAUCGGAAACGACGACCAGCCCAAUGGUACUUCUCCCAACUCAAAGACAAUGAGCGCCAUCGAGGAUAUAACACAUGCGACCAAUGAAAUGACUAUUGCCGAACCUUCGCCAACGGGGAACGGGCUCGAAUCUCAAAAUCAAACUCCUCCAACAACUCUCUUACCCAUCCCUGACGGCCAUGCCGCCUCGCUAGAACUCAAUGAAAGAGUGACACCUACGAAACACUUCCAAGACGUCCGUCUCGUACGCCUCGCCGUCGAGCCUUCUGCCAAUGGACCUCCCACAAUAAACCCGUUUGACAGCCUAACGAUUUAUCCAAAGAACUUCCCCAAAGACGUCCAAAAGCUCAUAGACCUAAUGCAAUGGAACAACAUUGCCGACUCUCCUCUGUCCUUCAGGUCUUCUUCUGGGGCCACCAAUCUCCCUCGAGGUCUCUACAUCAGUCACGACCGUCCGACGACCCUACGUGAUUUGCUCACGCACAAUCUUGACAUCACCUGCACCCCGCGCCGAAGCUUCCUCAAAGAGAUGUAUUACUUCUCCGACGACGAAUACCACAAGGAGCGCCUCCUUGAGUUUACAAUGCGCGAGUACACGGAUGAGUUCUACGACUACACCACCAGGCCCCGCCGCACCAUCCUCGAGGUCCUCGAGGAGUUCACCUCCGUCCGGAUACCCCUGAGCCGCGUCCUCGACAUGUUCCCCGUCAUGCGCGGCCGAGACUUUAGCAUAGCCAGCAUUACCCACCAACCCAGCCUCCCGCCCUCUCAAGAGACGACGUCGACGACGACGACUACGACAAUGACAACAGGAACGAAGACGAGCAUCACCCUGCUGAUAGCCCUCGUCAAAUACCAGACCAUCCUCCGCAAAAUCCGCCAGGGCCUCUGCUCUCGCUACCUCGAAUCCCUGACCUCGCCCGGAACCCCUCUCCGCAUAACCCUCCACCGCAGCUCCGCAUCCCUCCACGGGCCCAUCCACGCCCGCCGGCCCCUUUGCGCCGUCGCAACAGGCACCGGCGUUGCGCCCCUCCGCCUCUUUAUCGAAGAACGCCUCUCCCACCUCGCCUCAGGUGUGAGCGUCGGCGAUACCGCCGUCUUCUUCGGUAGCCGCAGCAGAGAAGCAGAUUUCCACUUUAGUGACGUCUGGGAAGACCUCAAGGCGAAGUAUACCCUACCUUCUUUUCCUACCACUACCACUACUACUACCGAUUCUGCUGCUGCUGCUGCUGCUGCUGCUGCUAUAAUCAACCACGCCGACGCCGCAUCCGCAACCCCCGCCAACCCCAAAUUCGACGUCCUGCCAGCCUUUUCUCGCGACAAGUCCGUCCCGCGAGCCUACGUCCAGGACGUGAUCCGCAAACACCCCGAAACCAUCCGCGCCAUGGUCGCCUCGGACGCCAUCUUCGUCGUCUGCGGCGGCAGCCUCAAGAUGUCGCGCGCCGUCAAGGAGGCCGUCAAGGAUUGUUUGCGCGGCGACUCGUCGAGGUACCCGGACGACGCGACCGUGGAGGCUGCCUUUACGAGGCUGACUUGGUGGGAGGAGAUUUGGUAA
Messenger RNA from Colletotrichum tamarilloi, 2217 nucleotides. Its product is annotated as flavodoxin. The record is from RefSeq and is a predicted model, not a curated record. Gene Ontology annotation, molecular function: flavin adenine dinucleotide binding; FMN binding; NADPH-hemoprotein reductase activity. The transcript is spliced from 4 exons. Lineage: Eukaryota; Fungi; Ascomycota; Sordariomycetes; Glomerellales; Glomerellaceae. Gene Ontology annotation, cellular component: cytosol. Bases 1 to 2217 code for a protein of 738 amino acids.